Messenger RNA from Neurospora hispaniola, 324 nucleotides. RefSeq lists its product as uncharacterized. Lineage: Eukaryota; Fungi; Ascomycota; Sordariomycetes; Sordariales; Sordariaceae. The coding region runs from base 1 to 324 and encodes 107 amino acids. The record is from RefSeq and is a predicted model, not a curated record. The transcript has 3 exons.
AUGUAUGCACAUGGGCAUAGGGAAUGGAAUGACCCUUAUGCCCGUGUUGACAUGGCAGAGAUGUGGAUAUCUAACAAGUGGUACUGCGGGGGAGGGGCUCCAGCAUCAGGAACAUCGACGACAACAACUCAACAAUGGCCCAGGAAAACAGCUCGCUCGCCGACGUUGAUGGACAACGUCCCGGCAUUCGGUAAUUCGGUUCACGGGGGCACUACGGUACGGAGCAUGUAUGACUGGCUGGGACAUGGGUUGGUGAGCAUGGAAGAUGUGGGGUUGCAACGAGACAUGGCUCGGCCAAAGGGGGCCCCCCAGGACGCCCUCUGA